Pyricularia grisea is the source of this 2399-nucleotide messenger RNA. RefSeq lists its product as uncharacterized. Bases 107 to 922 code for a protein of 271 amino acids. Gene Ontology annotation, molecular function: SNAP receptor activity; SNARE binding. The record is from RefSeq and is a predicted model, not a curated record. Gene Ontology annotation, biological process: intracellular protein transport; vesicle fusion; Golgi to vacuole transport. The transcript is spliced from 2 exons. NCBI's taxonomy places the organism in Eukaryota, Fungi, Ascomycota, Sordariomycetes, Magnaporthales, Pyriculariaceae. Gene Ontology annotation, cellular component: SNARE complex; endomembrane system; membrane.
UCCCGACGACACACCCAUCAUCAAUAUAUCCUUCUUUGGAACUUGUGGUUUGAUUAACAUCUGGCAGUCUCUGAUCAGAUUGCGCAUACUUCUUUGAUUUGUCACAAUGUCUUUCGAUCAGCUAUCCUCCCUGGAAGCUCAGCAGCGACGGGGAGAUAACGGCCGCGGAUAUGUCGACGACCCCGACUUCCAGCGUGUUUCGCAAGACAUAAACAACAAGCUAUUUAAAGUAAACGGCAACAUUUCAAGACUCAGCACAGAGAUUAGCCACCUGGGUACAAGGCGAGAUACAGCGCGUGUCAGGGAAAGGGUUCACGACUUGCUGGAGGAGUCGAGAGAAAUAUUCAGGCAACUUGGAGAGGCCGUCAAGAAACUCCAAUCAUGGGAAGACGUUACGCCCACCCAAAAGUACACACAACAAAAGGCUUCCCGCGAAGUGCAAGCCUCUCUACAAGAGUUCCAGAGCCUUCAAAGAAAGGCCUUGGAGAAACAAAGAGCAUCCGUGAGCGCCGCAAAAGCAGUGACAGACGAAGAGGGCGGCGCUCGGAGCACCGGGGAGGACGGGCAAUAUCUCGAACAACAACAGCAACAGGAAGUCCUCAGGCUUGCACCCCAGGACGAGGUGGAUUUCCAGGAAGCUCUUAUCAUCGAGCGCGAAGAAGAAAUACGUAACAUCGAGCAAGGCGUCAACGAUCUCAACGUUUUGUUCUCACAAGUUGCACAGAUCGUAUCGGAACAGGGCGAGCAGCUCGACACCAUAGUCGACAAUGUCGAGAAUGUGAGGACAGACACCAGGGGUGCUGACUAUGAGCUGCGCAGCGCCGCGAGGUAUCAAAAGAAUGCCCGGAGCAAGGCGUGCUGCUUGCUCCUGAUUCUGUCGGUUAUUCUGACGAUUGUUUUGCUUGCAAUUUUCCUUGGAUGAGGAUCGAGUGGUUGCGGAGCUGUGCUCAUUUGUUAUAUUUAUGGCCGCCACGGACACUUCAGUGCACCAGAAUGCUAUUUUUCUCAUGACACUGCAGCGUCACUGUAUAAUCUCAUCCAUCAGCUGGCGUUCGUGGAGUCUUCUGUCAUUAUUCUCUUUGUUAUUAUACACCUUCUUAGUCGGUUUACAUAUCUACCUAGCUUUCUCUACCUAGCUAUCUUUGAACAGUGCGUUUCAGUCAAAUACACUUCCACGCCUCGUGAUCUCUUUCUCCGGCCGUGGCAUCAGCACAACCUGGUUAUGACCCUUGCAGGGACCUGAUUGGGAGGGCGCUGGUACUGGCAAGUGCCGACGAAUUAUGAACGUGAACAGGUUGGAUAUGAUUGAGGAGCAGAUCCAGUACAGAUGUAAAGCCGCCGGGAGGUCCAUAGUAGCAGGGGCAAUGGCUACCGAACAAAUGAGCAAUAUGCGCCGUAAUCGUUGCUUGGGGAUGAUUCCGGUGUAGACACCUGGUACUGGCUCUCCCCCGAGUAGCUCCCGGGCUGCUUUUACACUCGUAGGAACGAGCCCGAUGUUUGCUGCGAUGGCAAAGGAGAGAAGCCAUGGCAAAAUAUAGUAAGGAUCGGCGACUAGCAGAUCAGGAAACCAGAGAAGCCCUCCCGUUGCCAGGGUCGGUUCUAGUGUCGUAGCAGCCGGGACGGCGACGUCCGCUACCGUACUUAUACUGGCUGCAGAUACAGGGUCUACUGCAGUGGAAGCAGCAUUGGACAGCGAGCCCGGAGCCGAAGAUUGCGCGGCGAUGGCAGUCGAACCAGUUACCUUGUCCUUGAAAAACAAGGCCCCCAACAAUCCUGUGGGACCACCACACAGUCUUCUGAAUGACUCCAUGACGCCAAGCCAUAUUGGAAGUGUGAACGCGCUACCGUUCAGCUUCCAUGUCUGCACGCCAAGGUCGCGGUAGAUCUUGUUCAGCCUCUUAACAAGCUUCUUUCUGAUUUCCUUGUCAAGCUGCGUCGUCGACUUCCCCGGUGUCGAAGGUGUCGACUUGACCAAGCGAGCGUACCAUGCAUGAACCAGCGGCUGGAGCUCAGAGCGCCGCUGGGAGAUGCGUCUCGCGUGUAUGAAAAACGGGAGGCGAGUGAGAUUGACGCCAAAGGCCACCAGGGCGAUGGUGAUGUACCAUGGUGUCCCGGUGAUGAAAUGAAGUGCAGUGAUGAACUCUUGAGUCUGCGUAACUGCAGUUUCGACAAAGGUUCUUUUUGGUGUAAAUGAGCCCAGCGUAUGCCCGACCCUAGGCGUGACCACUCUUGUUGAGUGCAGUGGGCUGAGGUGUGGCCAGGCUCGAUUGAAAGAAUGUGGCAAUGUGCCUUUGAACUGGCGGGGAAAUUGUCCCCGUAGCAUCGUUAUCACAAUUCAAGAGCCCAUGAGACAACCAAAUGGCUGUCUUGAGCUCAUAUGGUCAAUGAGUGUGGCUAUG